UACACUGUAACACCAGCUGCUUUCUGCACUCUGGAGCUUUUGCUGCCUCUGAGCUCUCUUAACUCCUUUUGCCUCUAGUCCCUUGCUUAGCUGCCCCCUCUCCCCGUUUUCUCUCGCUUUAGAUCUCUCUCUAACUUUCACAUCGGUCUCUCCCCCCCCCCCCCCGCUCCCUCCCCUUUCCUGGAGCCUUAAAGGGGGAGAAGAAGAAAAUAAUUUAAAAAAAAAAACCUCCAAUUUUUAAAAAAAAAUUAUUAAUAAUUAAAAAAAAAUUAACCCCCAACAUAGAUGAACUACAAAUGAGAAAAAGGAAAAGAUGGAGCUGCACAUUUUAGAGCACAGGCUCAAAGUAGCCAGCAUAGCCAAGGAGAGCAUCCAGCUGUUUACCUAUGGAUUAAUCAAACUUGCUUUCCUUUCCUCCAAGACCAGGUGCAAGUUCUUCAGUCUCACGGAAACUCCAGAGGACUAUACGAUCAUUGUGGAUGAAGAGGGGUUUCUAGAGCUCCCUUCAUCAGAACACUUGAGUGUGGCAGAUGCUACGUGGCUGGCUCUCAAUGUGGUUUCAGGAGGAGGCAGCUUCUCCAGCUCCCAGCCCAUCGGGGUGACCAAGAUUGCCAAGUCAGUAAUAGCGCCACUGGCUGACCAAAACAUUUCUGUGUUCAUGCUGUCCACCUAUCAGACGGACUUCAUCCUGAUACGUGAGCGGGAUCUGCCCUUCGUGAUGCAUACGCUGGCUGCUGAGUUCACCAUCCUUAGGGUCGUGAACGGGGAGACGGUGGCUGCUGACGACUUCGGGAUAACGAAUGGGUUUGUCAAGCCGAAAAUGGUUCAGAGGCCUGUUAUCCAUCCUCUUUCCAGUCCCAGUAAUAUGUUCUGUGUCACCAGCCUGGAUCCAGAUACCCUUCCAACUGUCGCUACACUCCUAAUGGAUGUCAUGUUUUACUCCAAUGGAGUAAAAGACACGGUGGUGGGCAGUGAAGACUCUGGACACAUUCGCUUUUUCUCCUUCUCUCUCAUUGAGGGUUACAUCUCCUUGGUGAUGGAUGUACAGACUCAGCAGAGGUUUCCUAAUAAUUUGUUGUUUACAAGUGCAUCUGGAGAACUCUGGAAGAUGGUUCGGAUUGGCGGGCAGCCACUUGGCUUUGAUGAAUGUGGAAUUGUCGCUCAGAUUUCUGAGCCUUUGGCCGCCUCCGACAUCCCAGCCUAUUACAUCAGUACUUUUAAGUUCGAUCACGCAUUGGUACCCGAAGAAAAUAUAAAUGGCGUAAUCAACGCACUCCAAGUCAGUCAAGCUGAAAAGCAUUAGACAUCUUCUGAGCUGGUUGCAGAUGCUUUUUUAUUAUUAUUCCUUUUCUCACAGUAUUUCUUGAAAAAUCUGACUCCAGAGAGAGAGAUUGAGGUGCCAUGAAAAGAGACUGUGAACUGAUGAGCAAAAGUAGCUCCAACAAGCUUUUUUUUCUUUCUUUCUUUCUUUCUUAAAAGUGGGAGGGCGGGGAGUUGUUAUGAUGGUUUCCUGACAUUAGACUCCAAAGCAAAAUGCUUUCUUGCUUUUUUGGUGUGAAAGGAAUUGCAGGUAGAGAUGUAGCCUCUCACUGAAAUGCAGAGGUAUAGACAGGUUGCAUACACAGCAGCUUUAGGGAGAGCUUCAAAGCAACACCUGAGGGGGAAGAGCUGUUUGUUUGUUUGUUUUUAGCAGAAAGCAUGAAAAGCAUAAAGGAAAGAAAUGUGGAAUUAAAAGGAAAACAAAAUGUU
This is a messenger RNA of Mauremys mutica (yellowpond turtle), 1749 nucleotides long. It is a transcript of the gene CASTOR2, whose product is annotated as cytosolic arginine sensor for mTORC1 subunit 2. The record is from RefSeq and is a predicted model, not a curated record. The transcript is spliced from 9 exons. Gene Ontology annotation, biological process: cellular response to L-arginine; negative regulation of TORC1 signaling. NCBI's taxonomy places the organism in Eukaryota, Metazoa, Chordata, Testudines, Geoemydidae. The coding region runs from base 314 to 1303 and encodes 329 amino acids. Gene Ontology annotation, cellular component: cytosol.